ACCAACCAAAGAUAUAAAAAAACGGAACCAAAGGAAAGUUGAAGGGAAUGCUUUGUGCUUACGGUUCUUAUAGAGAAGGCUGGAUCUGGAAGGAAGAUGGAAGAAACAAAUACAGUUAAGGCAUCGUCUCUAAGGUGGGAAAUUCUUCGACGGGCUUUUGCUGGACGACGUUCUCCCCAUCUACCAGAGAAGCAAUGUCAAAUCGGCAUAAAACGUAUUUCUAGGAAGGCGGCUCAAGGGUUUAACUUGAUCCCAUGCCGUCCCAUCAACGAAGAUGGUUAUGAAGAGGGGGAGUUGGGUUCUUCUUCCUUGUCGAAACUGAACCAAUUGAUCGGUCCUAGAGAUGCUUGUAUGCGCUACACUCUACCCUUGUGCAAUGCUCCCUCACUUGUUAUGAUUCAAAGGGUAGAGAACUGCGUUGAUCUGAAUGAGUUUGAGAUCUCUAACAGAUUUGACAUUGACAACACAGGGCUUGUUUGUCAUUGGCCAUCAGAAAAUGUUCUUGCUUAUUUUUGCUUGUCUCAUGCAGAUAUCUUCAGGUCCAAGAAGAUAUUGGAGCUAGGAUCAGGUUAUGGAUUGGCUGGAAUGGUUAUUGCAGCAAGCACAGAUGCAUCAGAAGUUGUAAUAUCUGAUGGGAACCCUCUAGUUAUUGAUUAUAUUCAGCGAAAUAUAGAUGCUAACUCUAGAGCAUUUGGUGAUACAAAAGUGAAGUCUAUGAUAUUGCACUGGAAUCAGGAGCAAGGCUCAAAUGUCCCAGACACAUUUGAUAUCAUUGUCGCCAGUGACUGCACAUUCUUCAAGAAAUUCCAUGAAGGUCUUGCACGAACCGUCAAAUCCCUUCUUAAGCAAUCGGCAGAUUCUGAAGCCAUAUUUUUCAGCCCCAAAAGGGGUGACUCGUUGAGCAAAUUUCUGGAGAAAGUCAAGGAGAUUGGCUUGCAAUUCGGCAUAACUGAGAACUAUGACCAGCAAGUUUGGAAGCUUCAUCAGAGAUUUUCAGAUGGAGAUAAUUUCUGGCCCAACUACGAAAAGGAUCACUGCUACCCACUGCUGGUCAGGAUCACAUUCUAAGUUGUUUUGGCACCUAUUGCAUUCUUUUUAUCUUCUCUCUUCACAGCACCCACCACCACAACCGAAAUAACAACAGAAAAACUAAUCUUGCAGUUGCAGAUUUUCCUUCUGGCCCACAUUAAGUUGGGACAUAAUUGUGAUUGUAUAUGUAUCAUCUUGUUGUUUGACUUA
This is a messenger RNA of Nelumbo nucifera (sacred lotus), 1239 nucleotides long. Its product is annotated as S-adenosyl-L-methionine-dependent methyltransferases superfamily protein. Gene Ontology annotation, molecular function: calmodulin-lysine N-methyltransferase activity. Gene Ontology annotation, cellular component: cytoplasm. The record is from RefSeq and is a predicted model, not a curated record. Lineage: Eukaryota; Viridiplantae; Streptophyta; Magnoliopsida; Proteales; Nelumbonaceae.